AUGGCUGCUGGGGAGGGGGCUCCACUGAGCCCUUUGUCUGAGAUCAGGCAGCAACUUAGUGAGCCUGAGCAGAGCCAGGACUGCAAGCCAGUACUGCUUGAGAAAACGAACCACCUGCACUCUGAAGCUGUCACGGAGCCCAGCGGCCAAGAUGUGGCCCAUGCUGAGCCAGCUGAAUCAUUGGUACCUAGAAAACCUGUACCAGGCAAGCUGCAUCUGUCCGGGAAGGCAUAUAUGAGCCAAAGGCAGAGUGCCUUCACGAAGCUUCCACAGCUCCAGGUGAGGCUGGGGGAUUGCCAGGCCUGGGAAGGAGACCACAAAGACCAGCCAGGUCAGCCUCAUCCCCAGCAGCUGGCCCUGGACAUUCCCAGGGCCAUGGAAGGCAGCAACACAGAUUGCUCUGUGGGGCCUCAAACAACCAGAAGUGAGCAGAGAAGUGCAUUCAGCAAACCUACUAAGAGACCAACAGAGCGAUCGAGGUGUUUUCCUGUCAUCCCAGUAGGGGCGCCUGGAGAUUCCUUAGGGGUGCUCUCAGGACUCCUCACGUCUUCAGACAUCCCUGGCUGGGGUGGACUGUCCACUUGCACACUCCUGGGUGAUUACUGGAAUUUGAGAAUGCUGUCACAGAACUCUGUGCUCUGCAGUACCUUUCAAGGGACCCCUAUGCUGUGGCUGGAACACACCCAGGUCCGGGUACCCACACCUUUGGCGCCCCCUGCCACCGCCUCAAGGGCCCUCCUGCCGUCCCCACUCUCCUCCCCAGGCUUGUCCACCCAGAACUGGUGCGUCAAGUGCAGCCUUGCCUUCCGCCUGACGGCUGACCUUGUCUUCCACAUGCGGUCUCAUCAUAAACGGGAGCACGCGGGCGCUGACUCACUUCCCAAGAAGCGCCGGGAGGGGGCGCUCACUUGCCACGUCUGCCACGAGUACUUCCGGGAGCGCCACCAUCUCUCCAGGCACAUGACUUCUCACAGUUAG
This is a messenger RNA of Dipodomys ordii (Ord's kangaroo rat), 978 nucleotides long. RefSeq names its product zinc finger protein 488 (gene Znf488). Lineage: Eukaryota; Metazoa; Chordata; Mammalia; Rodentia; Heteromyidae. Bases 1 to 978 code for a protein of 325 amino acids. The transcript has a single exon. The record is from RefSeq and is a predicted model, not a curated record. Gene Ontology annotation, cellular component: nucleus. Gene Ontology annotation, biological process: regulation of DNA-templated transcription.